Penicillium digitatum Pd1 is the source of this 1848-nucleotide messenger RNA. RefSeq names its product fungal specific transcription factor domain-containing protein. Gene Ontology annotation, biological process: positive regulation of transcription by RNA polymerase II; DNA-templated transcription. The record is from RefSeq and is a predicted model, not a curated record. Lineage: Eukaryota; Fungi; Ascomycota; Eurotiomycetes; Eurotiales; Aspergillaceae. Gene Ontology annotation, cellular component: nucleus. Gene Ontology annotation, molecular function: sequence-specific DNA binding; zinc ion binding.
AUGGUAUCAGCACGGAACUCACCAGAGCCAGGCUCAACAGACCUUGAGGGGUAUUACCUUGGCCCUGCAUCCGGUGUGUCGUUUAUCAAUCGUGUGUGGAGCCGUCUGCAUCAAGAUGAAAGGACGCACUAUCCGGAUGGACUCCAAAAUGAGUCCUCGCGGAAUACAGCGGUUUUUAUGUUUGGCGAUAAGCCUUACACCAAUCCCCAAGAGGCGGAAUUUACCCUCCCAUCUCUGGAAAGGGCGCUGGAUCUGGUGGGAAUAUAUUUCGAUUACUCUAUGGUGACUUAUCGGUUUGUGCAUAGGGGCCAUGUGGAAGAUUGGACUAGACAGGUUUACCGAGAUAGCAUCAGUCUCUCUAAUCUCCCUGUGGGAAAGAUGGUUGCUCGGACUGCUAUCGUUCUCAUGAUCUUUGCUGUGAGUACUUUGUACAUGGAAAUGAGGCCGGGGGGGACGCCUGGCUCGCGGGGUGAAAGGCUAGAAAGUGAGCGCUGGUAUGCAGCGUCGAAAUGCAUGUCUUCUCUCGAGUCAGGUCCGCCGCGACUGGAAACCAUCCAGGCCCGACUGGGCCAGUGCCUGUAUCUACUAUCAUCGUCACGGGCUAACGAAUGCUGGUACUCAUUCGGCACGACAAUGCAGAUUGUGACUGCACUCGGGUUGCACAGGAAGAGGCCGGCAAAAGUCUCGAAUAAUGGGUCCUCGCAACUAGAAUUGGAGCUCCGCAGGCGCAUCUUCUGGAGUGUAUACACUCUAGACAAAUAUUUGAGCAUUAUGUUUGGGAGACCUCGACUGCUCCACGACGAGGACAUCGACCAAGAAUUGCCAGAAGAGACGAACGACGAUGAUUUACUGGAAGAAGAUCCGACUCUAAGAACAGGAUCCACCGACAGCAUGAUGAUUGCCUCUGUUCUUCACUACCGACUCGGUCGUAUUCUGGGCGAGAUAUCCCGUCAACUGUACAGCAUUAACACCCUCUCUCGAGACUCCCCCCUCGAGACCGCAAUCCGCCUAACCUUGGAGCUCGAAAAAUGGAAAGAAACCGUCCCACCGUUAUUCAAAAGUGUUCACCCAACUAGCUUAAUUCCACCCCUCUGCCGUCAAAGUCAAGUCCUCCAACUCGCCUACUCGCACGCCAUGAUCCACGUCACUCGCUCAUUCCUCUUGAACGAUUUCACAGACCUCAGCCGCAGACCCAAAGUCCUGCACCCGAUGGUCAGCUCGCACGUCCAGAAAUGCAUCCAAGCUGCCGAGGACAUCAUGACAAUAACUGAUGGUCUUGCUCAUCAGGGUGUGCUAAUCCAAUCUUUCUGGUUCACGCACUAUGUGUGCUUCUGUGCUGUUUUGGUAAUUUAUAUCCAUGCCAUCCAACAGCACCAUAAGUCAUUGGGUGGAUCUAGAUCGUCUUCUGUCUCUUCGGGCGGAAGUCCCAAUGACCCUGAUAAAUUGCGCCAGCUCUUUUCUCUUGCUGAAUCAUGUCAGCAACAUCUGGCUGAUGCUACACGUAAGAACUGUCCGAGUCGUCGCUACGCGAUUAUUCUGGAGGAGUUGAGACAGGAAGUUCAUCGACAGACUGGGCUUAAUGAGGUCUCUGUUGAAACUCGGGCUCAUGCUGCUAGUGGAAAUGAUACUCUCUGCGUCUCGGGAGAGAGUUUACAGAAUGCAGAUGUAAACCCGGUCCGGUUUGACACCCAGGCAGGUGAUUUCACGAUCCCCCCAGCCGAGUUGGGGAUGAAUACGGGAGAUGAUGCAGGCUUCCUUGAGAGUCUUGAGGGAUCAAUCUGGUGGGCUCAGCUUGACUCAUGGGCCUUUUCCAAUCUCCCUAAUGACCCUUCCACAAUUAACUUUUAG